This is a messenger RNA of Osmerus eperlanus (European smelt), 2489 nucleotides long. RefSeq names its product major facilitator superfamily domain containing 8-like 2 (gene mfsd8l2). NCBI's taxonomy places the organism in Eukaryota, Metazoa, Chordata, Actinopteri, Osmeriformes, Osmeridae. Gene Ontology annotation, biological process: transmembrane transport. Gene Ontology annotation, molecular function: transmembrane transporter activity. Bases 414 to 1919 code for a protein of 501 amino acids. The transcript has 12 exons. The record is from RefSeq and is a predicted model, not a curated record.
CCUAGGGCUUUUGAGUAGUGUGAAAAUCCACCAUUGGUGUGUAAUGCGAGUUGACGAGAUUAAUAAUACAUAAUACUUUGAGUAGGCCCACUUGGUUGCCUAGCCUAGUAACAUAAGAUAUUGCUCUGGCUAACGAAGCUUACAAACUUAUCUAUGUGGACCGAUAAUAGCGUCUUUAUUCUCAACAUAGGCAUGCACUGCUUAACACAAACGGCAUUUUAUUCGUUAAAAAGCGAUUAAAGGUUACAGCAUUAAAGUGCACGAGUUUCGAAAAUCGUCCAUCAGCUUCGCACGAUUGGCGGCGGUUCAGUGGAGGAAAUUCCAGUGAUUACUCGGGGAAGCAGGCAUAAUUGGACGCAUCGGGUCUCUUAUUUGAUAAGUGCAUCCUCAAACAAAGUCGAAAACUUGAGAACAUGUGGAGGCAAAAGUUGUUUAACACCGAGAACAGGGUCAUGGAUAAUCUUAAGAAAAGAAAUGCAACCUUUCUCACAAUUGGACUGAUAUUUCUACUCAGUGGUAUUGAGUAUGCUGUAAUUCUCCCUACAAUAUGGAGAUACUUGCAGAUCCUGGAGGCCCCCCCUUAUUUUCUGGGUCUGGGUCUCUCUGCCUUCAGCCUGAGUGGACUGCUCACAGGUCCCCUCUUUGGGCACUGGUCAGACCGAACUAGAACUACAAAGUCCAUAAUCCUUUUCUCCAAUGUAUUUGAGAUAGUUGGUAACUUCAUGUAUUUCAUGGGAUACUCAAAAUGGAUGCUGUUGUGCAGUCGGCUUGUAGCAGGUAUUGGUGCUGGAGCAGGCUCCUCCAUCUUCAGCUUCCUGACACGAAGCACCCGUCCAGAGGAGCGCGCUGGUGUCUUUGCUGCCAUCAUGGCUUGUCGCCAGGCCGGACUCCUCAUUGGGCCAGCCUUCAACCUCUUCCUGCGUUUGUGCGACUUUAAGCUGGGGCCGUUUGUGGUGAACAAGUACACCUCACCUGGGAUCUUCAUGUGUCUGAUGUGGAUCUUGCUCCAGUUUGUGGUCCUGGCUAUGUACUGGGACGUGCCACCUCUCAACUCUGAAGAGGGGGGUCUGAUGGUGGUGGAGAUGAAGGACGACGAGAGAGAGCUCUUGGUCGACCCUGAAGACGCCCUGGACGCCUACGGCGCCGUUCAUCCCGACCAAUCGGAGACCGCCGUCUCCUCUGAGAUCCAGCCUUUCCAGGACACGUCCCAGUGUCCCCCGUCUCCUCCUCCCUCCCCCCCUCCGUCGACAAGUCCGGCCCUCGCCAACCCUUUCAAGAACUUCAGUGCUAGCAGAGAGCUUUUGAGGGAGGAGGUGGUGGUGCUCCUCACAGCUCAGUUCAUCACUCUCUUCAACCAGACUGCACUAGAGACCAUGGUGACCCCUCUCACCCAACGCUGCUUCAGUUUUGGCGAGCUGGGGAACAGCCUGAUGUACGGUCUGUGCGGUGUGGAGGUCAUCCUGGGCUUCUUCUUUGUGCGCUGGCUCAGUGGCCAGGUGUCGGACCGCGCCGUGCUGGCCACCGGCCUGGUCAUCUGCAGCGCCGCCUGCGUCUGGUGCCUCAUCUUCCUGGCCGACCCACAGGGCGGUUACUCCUGGGAGAUGACAGAGUUCAUCAUCGGGGUGUUCCUGCAGCUGCUGGGUCUCCCCUUCGUUGCCGUGUCCCAGGUGUCCCUUUUCUCCAAAGUCACAGCUGAAAAAACACAAGGCUUCAGUCAGGGUGUGCGGCGCUCUGUUGGGGGGCUGGCCACUAUCCUGGGACCUCUGUGGGCAGGUGGGCUGACUGGUAACCUGUACCUGAUGCUCGGGUUGAUGCUGGCUCUGCUCAUCAUGAUCACCGUCAUGACGGCGUUGUCCUACAGUCGUCUGGUGGAGCCCACGGCGGUGCAGCACGCCCAGAGCUUUGACAGCGGGGGUUAGAGCUGAGCCCGCUCCACCCUGAUGGACAGCCGUGGUCAGAGGGAAGGGAUGGUCCCACGAUUGGCUGACUGAAAGGCAGUUUAAAGGUGCAUUGUACACUGACGGGACGUGUAUGUCAAAUGAACUAUAGGAAUGCAACCCAAAUACGUAGUUUGCUCUGUUUGUGUUGUAGAUGGUAUUUUGUAUGGUGUACUGUGUAUAGAGUUAUAUACAGUGUAUGUAUAUACAUUUUUGUAUAUAAUUCAUAAUAUUGUUUUAACAGUACUCAAGGGGGCGCCAGAUUGCACUGUUUGAAACAUAACCAGUGAUGUAAUUGAAGUUGAAAGAAUCUGCAGAACAACUAUUUAUAGUGCAAGUGUUAAUGGGAGAACAUUUGUCUUUCCGUACCAAUGUAAGUUUGAACCAAUACUCCCUUCCCCCCCUGCCUUUGUUCUUCUGGUAACCACUGAUCCAAAAAGACUAGAAUAGGAGAGUGUCAGGCAAGGAGUUGAUCAGUUCAACUAAUGUUUUGUAAUCUAAUUUUCUAAUGGAAUUUGAACCUGUCAUCUCAAAUAAACAAAACAGUAACAG